AUGACCUACGUUUCUGUCUUCGUAUCGUCUCCGGACACGCACUCUGAGCGGCGCUUCGACUCAGACCUCACCGUCGGUCAGCUCAAAGUGAGUGCCUUCCUCCCCACGACAUGGUCAAGUGGUCGCGGCGACGCACGGUCAACGGCAGCGCUAACAAGGCAGGACAAGCUCUUCCCCAUCACUGGUAUCCUGCAGCAGUACCAGGUUCUCAGCCUUUACCAGUCCUCCGAGUCUCAGCAGCCUCUCGCCGCUCUCAAUGACGACAACCAGACGCUUGCUGCCUACGGUGUUAAGGAGUUCAAUUGCAUCAAGGUGGACAGCACUGACCCCAAUGCCCGACCGGGAGAGUUCUCUGAUCUGUCUGCCGUCGACAAGUUUGAGCUCUCGCAGGAGGAGUACGAGAAGCGGAGUGACACCGUCCUUGCGCACUUGAAGGCGAACAAGCUUGGUCGCUUCGCCGACACUCCCACCCCCAUCGCUUUCAAGCCGCCGCCUGCUGAGACCGUCUCUGACGAGUACAAGGUCGGUGCGCGCUGCGAGGUCCGAAGUGACGACAACAUGCCGCGAAUCGGCACGGUGCGCUUUGUUGGAAAGACGGAGUUUGGCAACAAGGCCGGGGUCUGGAUAGGUGUUGAGCUCGACGAGCCGACGGGCAAGGGAGAUGGAUCCGUGGACGGCAAGCGCUACUUUACUUGUUCGCCGAAGCACGCCGUCUUCGUCCGCCCGGACAAGGUCACGAUCGGUGACUUCCCGGAAGAGGACCUCAUGGCCUCUGACGACGAGAUUUAG
Molecule: messenger RNA, 789 nt
Organism: Trichosporon asahii var. asahii CBS 2479
Lineage: Eukaryota; Fungi; Basidiomycota; Tremellomycetes; Trichosporonales; Trichosporonaceae
Product: tubulin-folding cofactor B
Exons: 4
Coding region: 1-789 (262 amino acids)
Biological process (GO): cytoplasmic microtubule organization
Cellular component (GO): cytoplasm; nucleus; microtubule plus-end
Molecular function (GO): microtubule plus-end binding
Source: RefSeq, a predicted model, not a curated record